Zerene cesonia (dogface butterfly) is the source of this 1051-nucleotide messenger RNA. RefSeq names its product retinal homeobox protein Rx-like. NCBI's taxonomy places the organism in Eukaryota, Metazoa, Arthropoda, Insecta, Lepidoptera, Pieridae. The coding region runs from base 317 to 1051 and encodes 244 amino acids. Gene Ontology annotation, biological process: regulation of transcription by RNA polymerase II. The record is from RefSeq and is a predicted model, not a curated record. Gene Ontology annotation, molecular function: DNA-binding transcription factor activity, RNA polymerase II-specific; RNA polymerase II transcription regulatory region sequence-specific DNA binding. The transcript is spliced from 6 exons.
UCUGCGAGGUCACACGUCGAUCGCGAAUCACAUUACCGUCUUUCGAAACUUCAAAGUUGCAGUCGCGGAAUCAUUUGUUCAAUUAUAUUUUUAUUGAAAUAAUCAUUUGAUAAUUUUUCGAACUCUAAAGCUUGGGUUACACCUUCCCAAAUAUUUUGUAACGUUAUCGUGAUUUUUUUAUUGACAGCUUGUCUUUGAUUUUUUUUUUAAAUAAUGAAGUGAAAGUGACUGGGUAGGACAAUAUAACAGCUAAAGUGUGGGACGGAUAGUGCGUGAGUGUGUUAGUGCGUAAGUGCGUUAGUGCGUUAGUGUCGGCAUGUCGAGUGCGCGGCGCGGCGUGGCCUACACCAUCGACAGCAUACUGGGGCACCGCCACGUCUCCAAUGACGGCGUGGAGUUGAAAAGCGAGAGCGUGCACUCAGACUCCGAACAUGAAGUGGAGCAAGACGCCGAGCCGAGCGCCGAACCGGACGCCGAGCCGAGCGCCGAGCUGCCCGACCACCUGGAGCUGGACGCCAGCAGGCCACGCAAGGUGCGCCGCAGCCGGACCACGUUCACGACGUACCAGCUGCACGAGCUGGAGCGCGCCUUCGACAAGACGCAGUACCCCGACGUGUUCACGCGGGAGGAGCUGGCCAUGCGACUCGACCUCAGCGAGGCGAGGGUACAGGUUUGGUUCCAAAACAGAAGAGCGAAGUGGCGCAAGCGGGAAAAGGCACUGGGGCGGGAGCACGCGCCCUUCCUGCACCACGAACAUGGUAUCGGUGAGUGGGGCGUGGCGCCCGUGAGUUCGGGCGGCGAGUGGUGGGCGCUGGGGCUGGGAGCGCUUGCCCCCGCGCCCUGGCACGAGCCGGCCUUCACCGCGCUGCUUCAUAGAUACGUGCUGCGACUGCCGCCCGCGGCGCCACUGUCGCCGGCGCGCUCGCCGUCGCCGGCGCGCUCGCCCCGCGCGCCCGCCCCCGCCCCCGCGCCCGCGCCCGCGCCGCCCGCCCCCGCCGCGCCCGACGCGCUGCGGCUGCUGCACGAGCGGUACAGUCGCGUGCACACGUAA